AUGGCAUAUGAUCCCCGCCGCUCAAACUCGGGCACUUCAACUCCCCAACCACCACCACCUCCCCCACCACCACCAGAAACCACCGAAAUGGCAACGACAGCCCUAGAAGAAGUCAAGCCAGCCGACGAAGCCGGCACGACAGACUCCUACAAGCUGAAGUUCUGCACAGUCUGCGCAUCCAACAACAACCGCUCAAUGGAAGCCCACCUCCAACUCUCCGGCGCGCCAACCGCCUUCCCAGUCAUCUCCUUCGGCACAGGCUCCCUCGUCCGGCUCCCAGGCCCAUCAAUCACCCAACCAAACGUCUACAGCUUCAACACAACCUCCUACAAUCAGAUGUACGAGGAACUGCACAGCAAGGACGAGCGGCUAUACCGCAGCAACGGCAUCCUGAACAUGCUCGACCGCAACCGCAACCUGAAAUGGGGUCCUGAGCGCUUCCAGGACUGGGUUCCUGGGAUGCCGCGUGUCGACCAUCUCUCCAAGGGCGACAAAGGCGCCAUUGGGACGGAGGGCGGCGUUGUCGAUGUAAUUAUUACGUGCGAGGAACGGUGCUGGGAUGCUGUUGUUGAUGAUUUGAUGAAUAAGGGCUCCGCGCUUAAUCAUCCCGUGCAUGUUUUCAAUGUCGAUAUCAAGGAUAACCAUGAGGAGGCUUUGACGGGUGGAAAGGCGAUUCUGGAUCUGGCGAAUCGCUUGAAUGAGGCUGCUGUUGCUGAGCAUCGGGUUCAUGGAUCUAGUGGCUGGGAGAAUGGGACUGGCCCUGCGCGUCAGAGCUUCGAUGAGAAGGUUCCAGAGAUUCUGGCUGAGUGGCAGGAGAAGUAUCCUCAUCUGCCAGCUCUGUGGACUUUGGCUUGGCUUUAG
This is a messenger RNA of Penicillium canescens, 861 nucleotides long. RefSeq names its product RNA polymerase II subunit A C-terminal domain phosphatase (gene ssuA). NCBI's taxonomy places the organism in Eukaryota, Fungi, Ascomycota, Eurotiomycetes, Eurotiales, Aspergillaceae. Gene Ontology annotation, molecular function: RNA polymerase II CTD heptapeptide repeat phosphatase activity. The record is from RefSeq and is a predicted model, not a curated record. Gene Ontology annotation, biological process: termination of RNA polymerase II transcription. Gene Ontology annotation, cellular component: mRNA cleavage and polyadenylation specificity factor complex; nucleus. The transcript has a single exon. Bases 1 to 861 code for a protein of 286 amino acids.